Chaetomium fimeti is the source of this 3577-nucleotide messenger RNA. RefSeq lists its product as uncharacterized. Bases 158 to 3577 code for a protein of 1139 amino acids. Gene Ontology annotation, cellular component: anaphase-promoting complex. Gene Ontology annotation, molecular function: ubiquitin protein ligase binding. Gene Ontology annotation, biological process: metaphase/anaphase transition of mitotic cell cycle; protein K11-linked ubiquitination; ubiquitin-dependent protein catabolic process. The record is from RefSeq and is a predicted model, not a curated record. The transcript has a single exon. Lineage: Eukaryota; Fungi; Ascomycota; Sordariomycetes; Sordariales; Chaetomiaceae.
GCACUGGGUAUCGAUCUAGUUGUUCAGCUCAGGCGGUUCGUAACCAUCACGGCAGCAGGCGGUAGCCUUGCUUUCCUCAGCACGCGCUUAGCGCAGCUCAAAGAAGCGGCCGUUGGGAAUUAGAGACUGAGUAGGGAGUCCUUCGGGGUAACACAACAUGCCGGCCGCUGUGGCAUCCCAAUGGCAGGACCGCCAACGGCGGGUGUUCCAGUCCGUCUUCCAAACCGACGUUGCCCAGCCCACACCUCAGUCGAAUCCGAGCACCCUCCUCCCAAGCCCCGAACUGCCAUUCGGCGUACCCACAACGUCCUUGCUCGGCCAACAACAGCAAGAUGCACUGCAGAGCCAUGGACACCCCCCAGCUGACCACCAUUCCCUCCGGCGAGGGUCCCCUGAGCCGCCCCUCCAGACGACACCCGCACAGCCACUAUUCCCCCCUACGGCAGCAACAAACGAUCAGGCAACCUAUGAUCGUGCUUGGCACGUUGUAACCGCCCACAUCGCCCUCCCUUCGUCCGCCACCGCCGACGAUUCGUUCGGUAUGCCCACCACCACUUCCACCCUUGCCGCCGAGCCGCAGCAGCAGCAGCCAUGGCCCAGCAGCAGGAGACGGGGUGGUCGCGGGCGGGACGCUACUGCUCCUGCCUCCUCCUCGUCAGGCCCAGUCUCGGGCCCAGCCCCUGGCGGUGACUUCCACGAGGCGUUUGCCGUCCUCGCCAACGCCCACUCCCUGCUGCCCCACGCCGCCCGCACCGGCGACAUCCUAGCUUGGCACGUCCGCCAGGUGCGCGCCCACUUUGCCCACCACGUGACCCCCCUUUUGGCCGGGUGCGUUGAUGAUGGUGGUGGUGGCGACGGUGGUGAUGGUGAUGAGUCGGGGGGUGAUGGUGAUGGCAGUGGGGGGAAGAUGAAGGAGGUGGAUGACCAGGGCCGUCGUCGCCGGAGAGCGGUGGGGGUGAAGGGGAACGGGAAGGGGAAGGGAGAUUACUACGAGAGACACAUGGUGAUUGUCAUGAGCAGUAUCCGGACGCUCGAGGGCGCGCUACGACUCUACUUUUAUGGCCUCCAUCAGCUGCUAUCGGGGUUUGCUCGUCUUGCUGAUGUUGCCCCUGAGGCGGCGAGGGAUGCUGAGCUCCUGAAUGCCCGCUUCCGCCGGGAUUUGCAUGCUCUUGUGGGCGGCUCCGUGCCUGCUGGGCUGAUACGCUCCGUAAAAGCGGUCUUGGUGCGCCUUGCGGGCACUAUUCUUGGUAUCCCUUCUCCCGUUGAGGUUGGAGGAGGGCGGGCAGCGAGGCCGGCGCCGCCGGGGUCGGACGAUCUGAAAGUACAGGCCGCGAGGGAGCGGCUGGCCGAGCUGGUUCAGCAGCUGCAGAAUGUAGGGCUGGCUGGCGAGCGGUUCCAGGUCUUGUUCGCUGAGGUCAUGGACACCAUGAUGUCCAACUUUGUCAUCGGGGCUUAUGCCGGCGUGUGGUCGGCACCAGAUACCCGCUCAUUCUCGGCUACGAUGGACUCGGUUUCACGUGGGGCGCCAUUGUCUACGGCAUCGCCGUGUAUCAUGUCGUUGAACGACUGGGUGGAGAACCAUUUUGCGCGACUGAGCUUCGAGGUGCUGGCUUGCAUAUCUGGCAACCCUCAAGGGCCACUGCCGGUCUCGCUAGCCGAUCUCAAGAUGUACCAGUCUCUCGCCCUCGGCCGCCUGGCGGCCCUGCGUAUUCAGGAACUAUUUGACAUCGUCCUCGCAUGGCCGGCGUCCCGUCCGGCGCUCGAAGACCUACGGGCGACCAUCACCACCGCCGCUCGCCGGAAGCAGCUCACCAAUAGCUUCUCGCGUGCGCUGCAGACCCGCCUACUACACCCAGGCUGUAGCACGCUCGAGAUCUUGCAGACGUACAUCUCUAUCAUCCGCACGCUGCACGCUCUCGACCCCAGCAAGGUGCUCCUCAGCCGUGUCGAGCCGGGUCUGCGGCUGUAUCUCUGCCAGCGAGAGGAUGCGGUCCGCGUCGUUGUCGCAGGACUCCUCGCCAGCCCCGAUGAGAUGCGCGCUGCGAGGAAGGUUAAGGAGGUAUGGAGGCAGCAACGCGAUGAGGCUAGUCAGGCUACGAGCCGUAGAAGAGACCACAACAACCCUUUCGCCACUCCCGGCAUGCCAGGACCCUCCUCACCCGGAACCCCUCAGCCCAGAGCAGCGCACCGUGGCUUCGCCGCCAGAACCGACACUACCCCAUCCCACACACCAGUACCAACUACCCCCUCUCGCCCUACUCUUCCCGACAAGCCAGCCGAACGCCCCUCCCUCCCCAAAAAGCUAGUCGAACUCGCCCUUCUUCUCACCAAUGACCCCUCCCAAGCACAAACCCGCCGCGGUGCUGCUACCGCCCCUUCCUCAGACGACGCAGACCUCGACUGGGCCGAUCCCUCCUGGUUACCUGACCCCAUCGACGCGGGUGCGCACUACAAGCGCCCGCGGCGCAGCGAGGACGUCAUCGGCACGCUCAUCUCGGCCCUGGGCAGCGAGGACGCCUUCAUCAAGGAAUUUGCCGCCGUGCUCGCCGAGCGGCUGCUGCUGCCGCCGUCGUCGUCGGGCGACAACCCGGCGCAGCAGCGGUUCGAGCAGGAGUUGAGGGUGCUGGAGCUGUUGAAGCGAAGGUUUGGCGAGGCCAGCUUGCAGGCCUGUGACGUGAUGAUUCGGGAUGUGGUGGAUUCGAGGAGGGUUGAUGCUGGCAUCUCGAAGCGGAGGGAGAGGAUGGGGAGGGAGAGUGCGGAGGGCAUGGAGGGUGCUGAGGCGAUGGAGAUGGGGACGAGGGAUGGCAUAGACUAUCACGCGAGGAUUUUGAGUAGGCUGUUCUGGCCGGGCUUGGAGAGGGAGCAUUUCCUGCUCCCUGCCGUCGUGGUCCAGCAGCAGGAACGGUAUGAGGCCGGGUAUGAGGGGCUCAAGUCGCGGCGGAAGCUGACCUGGCUUAAUCAGCUGGGCCAGGCGAGGGUCGAGAUUGAGCUGGGUGAUCGCACGGUCACGGUGGAUUGCAACCCUGUCGAGGCGACUGUCGUCUAUGCUUUCCAGGAGGGCGGUGAUGAUGGUGGUGGCGGCGCGGUGCAGAAGUCGGUCGAGGAGCUGUAUGAGCAGCUGCAGAUGGACGAGGACCUCAUCACGACCGCGCUGCAGUUCUGGGCCGGUAAGGGCGUCCUCCGCCGGGUGCCCGGCGCCGCCAGCAGCAACACCUACGUCGUCGCGGAGACGCUCAGCGGACCCGCCACCGGCGCUGCCGCGCCCGACGACACCGCAACUGACCAGCCCAUGGAGGAGGAAGAGGAAUCCGCCACGGCGGCAGCAGCGGGGGCGGCGAAGCAGGGCAUGUCGGCCAAGGAGCGCGAGCGCCGCGACAUGUACUGGCGCUACAUCCAGGGCAUGCUGACCAACGCCAGCGCCAGCAUGCCGCUCGCCCAGAUGGCUAUGAUGAUGAAGAUGCUGAUUGCUGACGGGUUCCCCUGGAGCAAUGAGGAGUUGCAGGAUUUCUUGGGGGAGAAGGUUGCCGGGGGGGAGAUGGAGGUUGUGGGGGGGAAGUACAGGCUUGUUAGGAAGUGA